CCGCUCCUGCGCUCAACGGAGGAUAGAAAGACCCCUGGAGGCCGCGCGCGCGACUCUUAACCUAACGAAUAAAGUAGGUCGAUUGAAAGACCCUGAGAGAGAUGAGCGUGCCGCGGAAAUAGGGGCGGCGGCAGCACUUACUUUAAGUCCUGGUUCUCCGGCGUCGAGGACCUCGGCGGAGAAGCGAUGUCGAACACCAUGAGAUCGGGGAGAAAGAAUCUGAGAAGAGCAUCCCAAGAGGAAGGGCUCUCUCUGCAAGAAGGGCAGAGCAUCAUGCAGGUCGUGUCCCUUAGGGGUUCCAACGUCAUCGAGGUUAUGGAUGCCAAAGCCGUUAAAUCUCUGGCUCUAUUCCCAGCCAAAUUCCAGAGGAGCUUUUGGAUUAAAAAAGGAAAUUUUGUUGUGGUAGAUGAAAGUGGGAGGGAGAAGGCCCUUGAAUCAGGUAGCAAGAUAGUGUGUAUGGUUUCACGAGUUCUUUUUCAUGACCAAGUUCGCAAGCUUGAAAAAUCUCCAGAAUGGCCUGCCAUCUUCAGAACUACAAUGGUGGAUGAUUCAAUAUCCCACGUACAAAGACCAACAUCUGGGGGUGAAGAGGGAUCAAAUUCUGACGAUGAUGAUAGCCUCCCACCACUUGAAGCAAAUUUGAACAGGAAUAGGCCUGUUGAGCUGUACUCAGAUUCUGAUAGCAGUUCAGAUCGCGAUCAUGGUUCUUAGGACACCAUAUAUUAGUUGAAGGGAUGGUCUCCAGUGCUGAACUGGGAAAUCUGCAGCCCAUUUUAACUCUGAAGACAGCUUCGCGGUUGCAUGUAUUCUUUGUAUCAGACAGCAGCAUUGGUAGGAAGUUAGUUUAAAGGAUGAUGCAUUCACACAGCUCUUGAUGGCCUAGAAGGGGCAAAAGGGUCGUCAUUGAACUGAAGCGAGUUUCGAAUAUACACGAAUAGAUUGUUGCCCAAGUAUUUUUCUGUUGGAUUCUGGCUGGUUACACACAGCACUGUCAUCAAACUAUGUAGUCAAACUAUUGUAUGAGCUGACGUCCUCAUAAAUUAUCCAAUCAGUUAACUCUUUUCCUAUAAAAAGUCGAAUUCUUAAAGUUUAA
Molecule: messenger RNA, 1093 nt
Organism: Phoenix dactylifera (date palm)
Lineage: Eukaryota; Viridiplantae; Streptophyta; Magnoliopsida; Arecales; Arecaceae
Product: Nucleic acid-binding, OB-fold-like protein
Biological process (GO): translational initiation
Cellular component (GO): nucleus
Molecular function (GO): RNA binding; translation initiation factor activity
Source: RefSeq, a predicted model, not a curated record